Messenger RNA from Rhagoletis zephyria (snowberry fruit fly), 332 nucleotides. RefSeq lists its product as uncharacterized. Lineage: Eukaryota; Metazoa; Arthropoda; Insecta; Diptera; Tephritidae. The record is from RefSeq and is a predicted model, not a curated record.
AUAUGUACUCAGCAAUGGCGAUGCCCGAUAUGAACGCGCAUAUUGGAUUCCUAAUGGUAAAAAUAUGGUACUUGCACGCAAGGGUUACUACUCUUACCCAAUGACAAACGACAAAUACCUAACCGUCUUCUACACAGCCGAUCAAAAUGGUUUCCGUCAGGAUUCAGCUACGUACAGCCGAUCUCAGCCGACGCUGCCACGCAACAUCGUAGUACCGGAAUAUGUCCCAUCAUCAUAUGUGCAUGUAGCGCCUGCGCCAGUAACGCAACGGCCUUCCAAUGCUCAUAUUUAUAUCUCGAGCACAACUAGAAGACCUCACCAACAUCCAACUG